Molecule: messenger RNA, 514 nt
Organism: Staurois parvus
Lineage: Eukaryota; Metazoa; Chordata; Amphibia; Anura; Ranidae
Source: the annotation of a GenBank genome assembly
UGUUCCAAUCCCUCCAUAUCAUGUGAUUCAGGUGUUCCAAUCCCCUCCAUAUCAUGUGAUUCAGGUGUUCCAAUCCCCUCCAUGGACACAGGUGUAUACAGUCAAGCCCCUAGGCAUGCAGACGGCUUCUACAAACAUUGGGUGAUAGAAUGGGUCGCUCUCAGGAGCUCAAUGACUCCAAGCGUGGUCCCGUGAUAGGUGGCCAACUGUGCAAUAAGUCCAUCCGUGACAUUUCCUGGCUACUAAAUAUUCCACGCUCAACUGUUAGUGGGAUUAUAACAAAGUGGAAGCCACUGGGAACAACAGCCACUCAGCCACCAAGUGGUAGGCCACGUCACAUGACAGGGCGGGUCAGCGCAUGCUGAAGCGCACAGUGCGCAGAAGUCACCAACUGUCUGCAGAGUCAAUAGCUAAAGACCUCCAAAACUUGGUGUGGCCUUCAGAUGAGCCCAACAACAGUGCGUAGAGAGAGCUGCAUGGAAUGGGUUUCCAUGGCCAAGCAGCUGCAUCCAAG